This is a messenger RNA of Pseudocercospora fijiensis CIRAD86, 1827 nucleotides long. RefSeq lists its product as uncharacterized. Bases 1 to 1827 code for a protein of 608 amino acids. Gene Ontology annotation, biological process: secondary metabolite biosynthetic process. The transcript is spliced from 5 exons. Lineage: Eukaryota; Fungi; Ascomycota; Dothideomycetes; Mycosphaerellales; Mycosphaerellaceae. Gene Ontology annotation, molecular function: flavin adenine dinucleotide binding; oxidoreductase activity, acting on CH-OH group of donors. The record is from RefSeq and is a predicted model, not a curated record.
AUGCUCGCCUUCCAGCUUUUGAUCCUUGUCGGAUCGACGACAUGUUUCGGUCUCUCCAUAGAGCAGCGGCAAAGCGAUAAUGCUUUUGACUACGUGAUCGUGGGUGGUGGAACGGCAGGACUAGCUCUGGCGAAUCGACUCAGCGCCGACGGCAGCCAAAGUGUCGCUGUCAUUGAAGCUGGCUCAGUAUAUGAAGUUACGAAUCCGGUUCUGAGUAGCACUCCCGCAGGAGACGUUUUCUGGGCCGGCUCUGACCCUUCCGACACCAAUCCACUCGUGGACUGGAACUUCGUCACACAACCUCAAGCAGGUGCAAAUGGACGAUCAAUCCACUACGCGAGAGGCAAAUGCCUCGGCGGCUCUUCUGCUAGGAACUUCAUGAUCUACCAGCGACCGACGAUUGGAUCCCUCCAGCAGUGGGCAGACGCUGUCGGGGAUUCCUCCUACACCUUUUUCAGCUGGCUGCCAGACUUCAAGAAGAGUGUCUCAUUCACACCUCCUGGUCCUCUCCGUGCAGAAAAUGCAUCAGCAGAAUACAACCCUGCUGCAUUCCAGGCCGGUGGACCUUUGCGAGUCUCCUACGCCAACUAUGCAUCGACAUUUUCCAGCUGGAUUGAGCUAGCACUGAAUGCAAUCGGCAUUGGUCAGGCUCUGGACUUCAACAGCGGUAGCCUUAUGGGAGCGCAGUAUUGCAGCUCCACAAUUCAACCAGACAACCAGAACCGGGACAGCUCCCAAACCUCGUUCCUGGACGCAGCUUCCGGUCGAUCGAACUUGAAAGUGUACUCAGUCACAAAGGCAAAGAAGAUUCUCUUCGACUCGAACAAGAAAGCAACAGGCGUGAGUGUCGUGUCCGCUGGCCUGGCGCCAUACACCAUCACUGCAAAGAAAGAGGUAAUAGUCAGCGCAGGCGCGUUCCAAAGCCCUCAGAUGCUCAUGGUCAGCGGCAUCGGUCCAGCGAGCACGCUGUCCAAGUUCAACAUUCCUGUGAUAUCCGAUCUGGCUGGAGUGGGGCAGAACAUGUGGGAUCAUAUCUUCUUCGGACCGUCCUACCGCGUGAAGCUGGAGACGUUCACUAAGCUGGCCAACGAUCCGGCAUACGUUGCAUCGCAAUUUGCCGUCGACUACUCAGUAUUGAAGCGUGGACCACUCACGAACCCAGUCUGUGACUACCUCGCAUGGGAGAAAGUGCCAGCCGCUCUUAGGAGUACCUUCUCUUCAUCGUCCAAGUCCGAUCUGUCCCGCUUCUCUCCCGACUGGCCCGAGAUCGAAUAUUUGGGAGCCCCAGGCUACGUUGGCGACUUCGCUAGCCUGCCCAGGGAUCAGCCCAAGGAUGGGUACGAGUACGCCACGAUAUUGGCAGCGCUUGUGGCACCCAUCUCGCGCGGUAACGUCACAAUCGUUUCAGACGACACCGAUGACUUACCACUCAUCAACCCUGCUUGGUUGACAUCUCCAACUGACCAGCAAGUCGCGAUAGCCGCCUACAAGCGAGUCCGAGCUGCUUUCAUGAGCAGAGCUAUGCAACCCAUCCUCGCCGAUCCGAACGAAUAUUUCCCCGGCACGGACAAGGUGCAAACGGACUCUCAGAUCUUAGAGACCAUUCGCGAUACGCUGCAGACGGUGUGGCAUGCUUCUUGCACUUGCAAGAUGGGCAAGUCUUCGGACCCGAUGGCUGUUGUUGACUCACGAGCAAGAGUGUUUGGUGUGACGGGACUCAGGGUGGUUGAUGCAUCGUCCUUCCCCCUCCUCCCUCCAGGUCAUCCGCAGUCUACGAUAUAUGCUUUGGCGGAGAAGAUCGCGAGACAUAUUUUGAAUGGGGACUAA